Messenger RNA from Chara braunii, 1735 nucleotides. Lineage: Eukaryota; Viridiplantae; Streptophyta; Charophyceae; Charales; Characeae. The record is from the annotation of a GenBank genome assembly.
CGUAACCCUUCUGUUUUCUCGUGGAGAAGUGAACUCCCAUAGCCACAAGUGAGCACCGUAGCCCGGCGAAAAGCUGUAAGCAGGUAGGUAGGUUUGCGAUCUGAGGCAAAGGGCAGAAACUGGAAGAGUGAGGAUUGAGCUCAGCCGGGGGAGCAAAAAGAGCUGGAGAGAGAAUAAUUGAACAUUAUCAAUAUUAUCAGGACAAGAUGGAAGUGAUUUCCUAUAAUGGCCACUCAAGUUUGCAAAGGAUAAACAAACAAGCGACGGUGAUGGGAAGUUGGGAGCAAGGGAAGGAGGUGCAAGGCGAGAACGCAGCAGGGAAGGAAAACUUGAGAAAGCGUAUCUUCGACCGUAGCACGAGGCGUGGAAGAGUUCACGCCGAAGGGCCUAACGUCAUCUCUUAUGUCGCAAGGUCAAGGGAAGUCGCCCAGUGGAUGGUGGCUAAAGCGGAGGAUACUAUCGUAAUUCGAGGAGUGGAAUACUCCAUGCAAUUUAAGCUGUGGAUGACAAAGUCUGAAUUGGACGAGCGAAGGCGAAUGGAGGACGAGUCCAAGUUCUGGGUGAUGGCGAUAAGGGUGCCCCUCCGGGUAAUGUUUCAUGUUGAGAAUAUGGUGGAGACGUCUAUGGGCAGAGUGGUAAAGAGCCUUCCCCCGGAACAAGACAAGACACGACCUAAACUUAUGAAUCUCAAGUUUGAUCUUGUAAAGGAGGCAGAAGACAGCUUCGAACCGGAGCUUUCGAUUCGGCUGGGCAGGGAGGUAUUCAAAAUCCAGUUUGUGUGUAAACACACACCAUGGUGUGAGAGAUGCAGAUGGUGGUUCCACACCUCGACUGAUGGUUGUCCUCGCACAGGCGAAAGUGACGAUGAAGAUCAGGAGGGCCAAAGACAAGGCAGCAAUAGGCAAAGACAACAGACUGGAGAUCGCCACAUACGAGAAGCGGCCAGGGAUGAGUCAACUCAAGCUCCUAGGCAGGGAGGCAGAGCUCAGGGUCUGGAGCAAACCGCCGCCAGGAGAGUCUUCCAACAUCAGACUACAGGGAGAAGUAGUGAGGCGGGCCGUCAGGCAUCCGGUGGAGGAAGAGAGCCUAGUCGCCCAGGAUCUCAAAAUCCAAGGGGCGUCGCUGACUGCGGUGCACGAUACCUUUCGGGAGGCGGGCCUUCAUACACUCCUCUUCCUCGUGAGAGGGAUGCAGGGUUCCGUCCGUAUGUCCCGUUGAGACCCCCACCAUGGUAUGAACAACAACAAAGGUCUCUCGGUCCAUUGGCCAACAUGUAUCACAACUGGUUUCAAAACGACUACGGUAUGGGUUCGGGACUGAACUACAGAGUGUACGGUAGAGGAGCUCUUGUGCCUUCAGGUACAUCGACACCAAGGGAGCAGCAGGACAGGGGACUGUUUCAAGAAAGAAGCGUUGUGAGGGAUGUAGCCCGAGGCCAUGAGCUAUCUCACAGACCGGAGGAGGAACUACAUGAAGAAGGAGAAGCGGAUUCUCAAGACACGCCAGCACCCUCCCCAUUAAGGGAUGAGGGGAUGGACGAGUCGCCAAGGGAUAUCCCCAUCGGGGAUUCGACUGCGGGCUGUGACGAACCUCCGUUUGAGGAACAAAUGGCGAGGAAGCAUUUGUAAUUGGCCUGCUAGAUAGAGAGGGUAACACAGUGCUGCCUGCUACGGGGUUGAAUGAGAUUCCAAUGCCCUCUCAUUCAGGAGCAAGUGCGCUAUUUGUACGCCAAUAG